Molecule: messenger RNA, 1938 nt
Organism: Trichomycterus rosablanca
Lineage: Eukaryota; Metazoa; Chordata; Actinopteri; Siluriformes; Trichomycteridae
Gene: tmem62
Product: transmembrane protein 62
Exons: 14
Coding region: 1-1938 (645 amino acids)
Molecular function (GO): hydrolase activity
Source: RefSeq, a predicted model, not a curated record
AUGUUCAGACUGUUUGCCGCAGUGGUGGUUGCCGGUUUGAUCCUGGCGUGCUUUACUUCUUGGGUGUUGGACAGCUAUGGUACUACUUGGCACCCCAAACGGAGUUUACAGCAGUCUGAUGGAGAACAUGUUGAUCCACCGUAUCCGGGAGCUGAACUGGAUAACGUAUUUUGGUUUAUGCAGAUAUCAGACAUUCAUAUCAGUCGCUUUCGAGAUCCUAAACGCAUCCCAGACUUUGAAAAGUUCUGUACAGACACUAUCGAUGUCAUCAAACCAGCUCUUGUGCUGGCAACAGGGGAUUUAACAGAUGCAAAGACUGAGAAUAAAGUAGCCUCGCUUCAACAUGAGGUGGAGUGGCAGGCCUAUCACAAUGUGCUAAAAAGAUCACGAGUGCUGGAACGUACCAAAUGGAUCGACAUUCGUGGAAACCAUGAUGCCUUUAAUAUCAUAUCUCUGGACAGUGUGAACAAUUACUACAGAAAAUAUUCUGCCAACCAGAAAACUGGAUCGUUUCACUAUGUACACAAAACCUCCUUUGGGAACUAUUCGUUUAUCUGUGCUGAUGCCACCCUCACACCUGGACCUAAACGCCCCUAUAACUUUUACGGAAUACUUAAUCAGGAUCAAAAUGACAUGCUGGCGUUGUUUGGCCAGGAGAGUCACAGCAGCAAUCAGACAAUCUGGUUUGGACACUACACCACCUCCACCAUCAUCUCUCCAUCUCCUGGAAUCAGAACCCUAAUGAGUGGGGCAGUGGCGUACCUGUGUGGGCACCUGCACACGCUGGGGGGUAUCAUGCCUCUCCUCCAUAGCAGACAUUCUUCUGGAACACUGGAAUUGGAGUUGGGAGACUGGAUGGACAAUCGCAGAUACAGGGUGCUGGCUUUUGACCAUGACCUGUUAAGCUUUGCAGACCUAACGUUUGAGGACUGGCCGGUGGUAAUCAUCACCAACCCUAAAGAUGCGCAGUAUCUACACCCGGGUUUGGAGCCUCUUGGUCGCAUUGUCAGCUCCACACACAUCAGGAUCCUGGUAUUCUCUCCAGCACCAGUGACAGCAGUGAAUGUGAAUGUGAAUGGUGUCGCACUAGGUGAAGCACUGAGUGUAGGCGGUCCUCUGUAUGUUCUGCGCUGGGACCCUAAAAUGUACUCCACUGGACUGCACACCAUCACUGUCAAAGUAGAUGACUCAGCAGGACGCUCCAAGGUGCGAGAGCAGCUUUUCACCCUGCAGGAGGACCUCACACCCAGCUUUGGCCUCCUACAGUCUUUUUUCUUGCUCACUGAUUACUACAUCUUGGCACGGAUUGCUUUUAUAGUCGCCAUAUUAGUGAAUAUAGGUGUUCUUGUUGCCUUCAGAUUCAUGAACACUCCAACUACUCGAGGUGCGGCUCAGUGCCUUGUCUUUUCAGGGUCCUUCUCAAAAGCAUACAUGUCUCUGCACCUUGUCAGCAAGAUCAACAUUUUCUACUACAGCUUGCUGCUGUUUAAUUUGUGUACAGCAUUAGGUCCAUGGUUCAUUGGUGAGGUAGUUGAUGGACACACUGGAGCCUGCUUUGCCUUUGGUGUAUUUGUGAAUGGGCAUUUUCUGGAGGGCAGUUUGACCUAUGUAGUAGGUGUGCUACAGGUGAUCUUUUUUAACAUGCCUCUGACGUCUUACCUCUGCUGGAGUCUGCACCAACGCUGCCACGGCUGCUCCUUCCGCUCCCACUUUUGCUGGUCCACUUGUCGGAGGACUCUUAUAGUACACCUGAUCAUGCUUCUUCUCUUCAUCUGGCAGGCAUACUCCUGCUACUUUCUACUGGAAACCUAUGGCCUGCUGGCAUUCAUCUUGUCUCCGGUGCGUACAUGGGCACUGCUGAUGGGGCUGCUGCUUGUCCUUAAGGCCUGGAUGGGACCAGCUCCAAAUCUUUCCAACAAGAGAGACACAGGGUUAUGA